GGGGCCGGCAGAUGAAGAUGGCAAUGUCUGUGAUCCAAGCGUGCCGCAGCCUGGCGCUCUCAACAUGGCUGCUGUCCUUUUGUUUCGUGCAUCUGCUGUGCCUGGACUUCACCGUGGCCGAGAAGGAGGAGUGGUACACGGCCUUCGUCAACAUCACCUACGCCGACCCGGCGGCCGGCAGCGCCGAGCUCCGCAGCGAGAAGAGCGAGUGCGGGCGCUACGGCGAGCAGUCGCCCAAGCAGGACGCCCGCGGGCUGGUGGCCCUCUCCGCCACGCCCGCCGACCGCGACGCCUGCGACCCCGGCACCCGCUUCAACAUCCCGGCGCCGGGCAAGAGCUGGGUGGCUCUGAUCCCGCGGGGAAACUGCACCUACAAGGACAAGAUCCGCCACGCCGCCGCCCAGAACGCCUCCGCCGUCGUCAUCUAUAACAUGGGCUCCAGCAACGCCAACGAGACCAUCACCAUGCCCCACGCAGGCUUAGAAGAUGUUGUAGCAAUAAUGAUUCCCGAACCCAAAGGAAAAGAGAUAGUGAGCCUCCUGGAGAGGAACAUCACUGUGAUGAUGUACAUAACCAUCGGGACGCGCAACCUGCAGAAGUACGUCAGCCGCACCUCGGUGGUGUUCGUCUCCAUCUCCUUCAUCGUGCUGAUGAUCAUCUCCCUGGCAUGGCUGGUCUUCUACUACAUCCAGAGAUUCCGCUACGCCAACGCCAGGGACAGAAAUCAGCGCCGGCUGGGAGAUGCUGCGAAGAAAGCGAUCAGCAAGCUGCAAGUCAGGACGAUCAGGAAAGGUGACAAGGAGACUGAGCCAGACUUUGAUAACUGUGCUGUUUGUAUCGAAGGCUACAAGCCCAAUGAUGUUGUCAGGAUAUUGCCUUGCAGGCAUCUUUUCCACAAGUCCUGUGUAGACCCCUGGCUGCUAGACCAUCGCACCUGCCCGAUGUGUAAAAUGAAUAUUCUAAAAGCUCUAGGGAUUCCGCCAAAUGCAGACUGCAUGGAUGACAUACCUCCAGACCUGGAAGCAUCCAUAGGAGGCCCACCCACCAACCAGAUCACGGGGGCCAGUGACAUAACCGUGAACGAGAGCUCGGUGGCCCUGGACCCCCCAGCCCGCGCCGUGGGAGUGCUGCAGGUCAUCCAGGAUGUAGACUCCUUUCCCCAGGCUGGAGAGGGCAACUUCACAACAAGCAAUGAACAGGAGCCAGCAGUCAGCAGUGAUUCAGAUAUUUCAUUGAUUAUGGCCAUGGAGGUUGGACUGUCUGAUGUGGAGCUCUCCACUGAUCAAGACUGCGAAGAGGUGAAAUCUUGAAAAGCAGAGCUCCAGCACUAAACUGCAGGGCAGGGUCACAGGUAGGGACAGAGCCAGCUUUCUAGGACUUGGACCAGUCAUGCACAUGCCUCCAGAGCACUGUCACUCCUGCACACUCCAUACUGAGAUGGUCAUGAGAAGCAAUAGCAGCUUGUGUCUGCCUGGAUGUGGUUUCAUCAUCUACACGCCUUCCUUUGGUUCACAUGGGAGAUGGACACUUCCAGUUCACCCCUGUGCUCAAGAGCAGUCGUGGAACUCUCCAGGGGCUCAUAAACAUGCAACUGAAAUGACAGCUUGAGUGUUUUCUACGCUUGUUCAAUCAAAUUCUUGUUGGGUUUUUUUUUUUUUUUUUUUUGAAAAGGCGUAUGUUUAUUUUUAUUUGUGUGUUGGUUUAUAGUUUGUGGAUGGACACUCUGUUUUUAUUGACUGACCCCAGCUUUUUCAAGAGUUCAAUCCAGAAAUCUGAAUUCCCUUUCACUGGUCACUUCAUGGUCUGGCCAGCAGUUAUUAUUGCCUUGUUGUUUCUGCAUGAAUUACGUGUGGCUGGCUUCAGGAGGAUGAUGCACCAGCACCCUGCAUUAAUGUAACACCUGCUUUCAUUAAGUGGAAGGCUUGGAAAUGGCAUAUUCUGCAGGCUUUUAUUUGUAAGAGAGCCCUGAAUUAGCAGAAAUUUGGCACUAGUUUGUCUUCUUAGAGUUCUGUUCUAGACAAGAAUUGUACAGUGUGAAGGAGAGAAAGAAAAGCUUAAAGCAUCACUCCACCCA
Molecule: messenger RNA, 2074 nt
Organism: Catharus ustulatus (Swainson's thrush)
Lineage: Eukaryota; Metazoa; Chordata; Aves; Passeriformes; Turdidae
Gene: RNF150
Product: ring finger protein 150
Exons: 7
Coding region: 12-1310 (432 amino acids)
Source: RefSeq, a predicted model, not a curated record